Ustilago hordei is the source of this 2286-nucleotide messenger RNA. RefSeq lists its product as uncharacterized. Gene Ontology annotation, biological process: box C/D snoRNP assembly. The transcript has a single exon. Lineage: Eukaryota; Fungi; Basidiomycota; Ustilaginomycetes; Ustilaginales; Ustilaginaceae. Gene Ontology annotation, molecular function: RNA binding; metal ion binding. The record is from RefSeq and is a predicted model, not a curated record. Gene Ontology annotation, cellular component: nucleus. The coding region runs from base 1 to 2286 and encodes 761 amino acids.
AUGUCCAGCCGGGAACCAAUUCGGGGCUCCGGUCGAGGCCGCGGCCGAGGUCGAGGGCGUGGCUCCCUCAGCUCAGGCUCACGCGGAAGAGGGACUUUUGCACAGCAUCGACAACCUCGAGAUUCAGGCUACGGCAACCGACAGCAUAGAUCCAGCAACACCAACGGUAGUGAUGUUCUGACGGCGAGUAUCCCUCGCGGCUCGCUCUGCUGUGACUAUGUGGAAGGGAAUUCGCCGUCCACAUCGGCAGCCCCGUCGUCUGAGCCAUAUCGAUGCCCUUUCCGAACACAUUCUUCACUCGCACUCAUGCUACACAAGGCGGAUCGUCACCUGAUUUAUCCGGAAGGAGGCAUCGAAGGGUUCAAGCGGCAUGACCCGAUGCUCAUUGCCGAAGAGAGGGAACAGCAGCGUCGAAUGCGUCAGAAUCAGAGGCGCAAUCCUCAUCCUCUCCCGAGCAAACCUUCGCAGAAUUGUGCUUCCAAGCAAUCACAUGACCGCAACGACGACAGCAGCGAUAGUGACAACGCAGGGUCUGAUAGCGAUUCAGGUUCGACCACUUCCGACGAUGACGACAAAAACAGCGCUUCCGACGCAGGUGAAGUUGCUGCAGCACAAGCCAAGACGGACGAAGCCAACCAAAAGACGCGAGCGCUCGACGGGCCUGCCGAUGCCACGAUUUCAGGUCUCAACAUUCAGCUCAACUCACCCGAGCUGAUCGCCGAAUGGAUCAAUCAGCGCAAGAAGAGAUGGCCGACGCAAGACGUUGUGAAGCAGAAACUCAAGGAGAAGGAAGAGAGGCAACGCAGGAGUGAAGCGAUUUACGGUCCUCGUCCGCAGCCGUACGGCAAGCGUCCACGAGAGGAGGCUGCAUCCGCGACAAGGCCUCUGGAAAGCACGCAAAAUUCAGCCACAGCAAUCGAUGAAGCUGCUUCUGCGAAGAGGCUGAAGGCUGACAGCACAGCGGACGAGACUGGUGCAAAGGAAGGAAGCAGUGUUGACCCUGUCGGUCCGGCCGAAAUUGCAGCAGAAGAAGAUGGAAGCGACUCGGAUGACGAUGCGCCCGAAGAGGUGUCCUCGAAGGUACCCGCUCUAGCCUUGGAAGAAGAAGCACCAGCAUCCACCAGCGGUGCUGCACAAGACAACAGACAGGAUCGCCGCCCCAUCUGCACCCACUUUUGGCAAGGUCGAUGCAACUAUGGUGAUCGAUGCAAGAAGCGUCACGACACAGCUUGCGACUCGUCUGCGUCGAGCCUUUCAGGACACCAACAGCAACACCGCCAGCUACUGAACGGACCGGCCCGCAGGUCUCAUCCUCGACCGCCUCCUGUCAACCCAUUUGAUCAGCCAGACCUUCUGCGACAACUGCUCAGAAACGAGAUCGAGAAGCACGUUGAUGCCGUGGGACAGGCGAUCAGAUUCAUUGUGGACAAUGACAUGCUACUGCACGUAGAGACGGAAGAGGCGCAGGCUGAAGAGCAGAGAAAGAGGCGGCAGAAAAUUCAAGUGCUGCCCUCAAGCAAUGAGAGCACCUGCAAUACAGCGGAUGCUACAAGUGGAGCGGAGAAGCUCGAAGAAGCUACUUCACCAGCGCUGCCGGAAGAGCCCGGUCUCUGCGAACCACUGAUCAAGGGCGCAAUGGCAGUCGUCGAGUCCUCAGCUUCUGACGCAAAGCGAGCCUCACUCUAUCGUCCACCUUCACCCACACUCCGACCCCUCUCCGAGCUCCAAUACCCACCUGAGCCAGAUCCACUCAUCUUCCUCGACCCUCUGCGUCGUGACGAUCCAAAACCACUCAUGCCCUCACAACUCAUUCGCAUUGCCAAAGACUCCGUCUUGCGCUCCAUCCUUACCCCUUCGACACCUCUGCAUCCGAACGGUCACAAACCAGCUUCGCUUGAACGCGCCAUCGUUUCGCUCGAUGCACUUCCCUCCGAUCUCUACCGUAAUGCGGCUAUCGAGAUGAUUCUCGGCAUUGCUUCUUCCAACACUUCCAGCUCGAAUCCAGCUGGAGGAUUAGUGGUGACUUGCAAAGAUGGCAGGAGAAAGGUAAGCGAGACGGAUCUGUUCAGGAUGGGAUUGAGAGUGGGAGGAGAUGAGGUGUUGGCGAUCAAGAAGCUGGCUGACCGAUUGAGCGUGCUGUUGGACUCGAGUCUGCAGUUGGACGAGGUAGGAGAGGCGGAUUGGGCGCUGUUGAGCCGCGAGCGAAGGGAUGAGAUGCGCAAGCUGCAUUAUGAGAGGGAAGCCGAUAGAUUGGAUAGAUUGCGCAAGCUCGGCAUUGAUGUAUGA